UGCCCCACCCGUGGGCCCCUGUUCCCUAGCCCAGCCCAGCCCAGCCCAGCCACACUGGGAGCUUCUUCCUGAGCUGCCCUGACACCAUCCUACCCUUAGCAACAUUCUCCAAGCAGCACUACCCUCCCUUAGCAACGGUCUCCAGGCUUCACAAACUGUGGCCAGGCCAGCCCCAAACUCAUGCUCCCCUCAUGUUUUUGUUUAACAGCAAAUAGUAACAAGGUCUUGGCUGGGCUAGCUGCACCCUUGCCUAGGGCAUGCACCCCUGCCCAUGAUCUGGCUCCCUUCUCAGCCUGGACUGGGUCUUUCUGGGUCCUCAUGACCCUGACAGAGACCCUGUCCUCACUAAAUACCUGCCCAACCAGCAGCCUGGCCUGGCCCUGACCUAGCUUGGCAUGGAACUCCCAGGGAGGGGGGGCCUGCUCUGCCACCCUCACUUCUACCCAAGCAGGCCUUGUGCCAGGGUCAGACAAAGCCAUGGCCCCAGCUGCUGCCCUCACAGUCUUUCGGGACAGUGCCACUCUGUUCCCAGCCUGGUGUGGGCAUCAUGAUUUCAUCUUCUGAAUGCCAUUCUAAACCAGGACUGGCAUUAAGUGACAGGACCUUUCCUCUCAGGGCUUCUCCUUGGGGCUCUGAGGCCCAGGGACACACUGAGUGCUGGCCCCUCUCCCCAGGCAACUCUAUCUCCAACUCUGAGGGGUAGCAUGGCAGCAAGUACAGAUGUUGCUGGGCUGGAGGAAAGCUUCCGCAAGUUUGCCAUCCAUGGUGACCCCAAGGCCAGUGGGCAAGAGAUGAAUGGCAAGAACUGGGCCAAGCUGUGCAAGGACUGCAAGGUGGCUGACGGAAAGGCCGUGACAGGGACUGAUGUCGACAUCGUCUUCUCCAAAGUCAAGGGGAAGUCUGCUCGGGUUAUCAACUAUGAGGAGUUCAAGAAGGCUCUAGAAGAGCUGGCAACAAAGCGAUUCAAGGGGAAGAGUAAGGAGGAAGCCUUUGAUGCCAUCUGCCAGCUGGUGGCAGGCAAGGAACCAGCAAAUGUGGGCGUCACCAAAGCAAAGACAGGAGGUGCUGUGGAGCGGCUGACUGACACCAGCAAGUACACAGGCUCCCACAAGGAACGCUUCGACGAGAGCGGCAAGGGCAAGGGCAUUGCUGGGCGUCAGGACAUCCUGGAUGACAGUGGCUAUGUGAGUGCCUACAAGAACGCAGGCACCUAUGAUGCGAAGGUGAAGAAGUGAGGCCUGGGAAGGCUGCCAGCAUGGCUGCCCCCAGCAGAGCCUCAGGCCUGGGCCUAAAGGACACGUGGAGCAAGAGAGCCCUGUCCCCUCCCUGCUGGAUCUGCCACCCAGCGAGUGCUUCCUGCCCAGCCCCAAGGGCUAGCCCACCAGGCCUCUGACCCAGACUGCUCUGCAUCCCCUUCCUCUUUCCCUUUCCUCCCUGACUUCCAGCUGUCUGGGGAGGGUCUGUGCCUGUAGCCUCACUGCCCCAAUCUAGCCCUGGGCUUGGCUAACCCCUGCGUGCUUGCCUCAUAUUUAAGCUGCUGCUCUGGCCAAGUGCCUAAUUCUUACCCAAAACUCAAUAAAGAUACCUUUUGUACCAAUA
Messenger RNA from Suricata suricatta (meerkat), 1599 nucleotides. RefSeq names its product tubulin polymerization promoting protein family member 3 (gene TPPP3). Lineage: Eukaryota; Metazoa; Chordata; Mammalia; Carnivora; Herpestidae. Gene Ontology annotation, biological process: microtubule bundle formation; positive regulation of protein polymerization; microtubule polymerization. Gene Ontology annotation, cellular component: microtubule. The record is from RefSeq and is a predicted model, not a curated record. The transcript has 4 exons. Gene Ontology annotation, molecular function: tubulin binding. The coding region runs from base 705 to 1235 and encodes 176 amino acids.